UCUCACAAGAAUGUAAGUGGUAGGAGGGUAGGGACUUUGUUGCUUUUAUUCACCGAUGCAUCUCCAUUGCUUAGAUAUCACUACAUGGUAGGCAUUUAAUAAAUAUUUGUUGUAUGGAUGAGCCUUAAAUUGUUGAAGAUCAUAACCCUUUUGGCGCUGCUUAAUCACAAUUAGGGAGCAGCAAUUAGAAGAGUCCCACGCCCGGUAGGUCCUGCGUUGCAAGGAACUGCUCAACAGAAAAUGGGAAUAGAAAGAGUAAUGGCAAAUAGGAACUUCCAAAUAGGCAAUCAGUUGCUUAAUUUUAGGUAGGGCAGGCAAAAAAUUUGAAUAAUCAGACUAUCCCUGAGCAACUGCAGAUCAAAGAGUCCUUUGUGAUUGCCAAGAAUUACAGUUUGUGAAGAUGGGAACAGGAUGAAAAGAUAGGUAAUCUAAACUAAUUACAUAAAUAUUGCUUAAUCAUCACAAUUCUUAAGGGGUCACACGCAAAAAUGCCUCGUAAGGAGAAAAGAUGGAUAAAACAGGACAAAAUAGUAAGAUUAGUUUUUCUUAUUGAUGCGUCAAUUCUCUAAUGGAGAUUAUGAAGAUUACCAGGUUCAGCUAAAGAUCGCAGUGCUGAUUAUGCUGAUUACCUCUCCAGUUUUCUUAGUCUGAAAUAAGACCUGGUUCCUAAAAAGACACCCUCAGAAAGGGCUGGCCGCCAGGGAGGCAGGAUCAGCCCAGUCCAGCGAGCGAAGUUGUACUGACACGUCUGGCGUCACCACCCUAGAAGAUGCCUCCAGGCUCAGUAUCCCGUCAAGCUGGUGCUCGCCAAGCACCGCGCCCCAGAUCCAAACGAUCGCACCCGCCUCCGCACAGCGGACUCUGAGCCAGGCAAAGCCAGGAGGAACUUGCCCCAGUGCCCCGAGGCCCUACGUGCAGCCAGCCAAUGGCCAUGGGACUGGGGCGGGACCUCGGGUAUCGGGCCAAUGGGAUGCGGCGCGACUGGAGGGCAGGCCGGGUCCCAGGCGGCGGGGUUCGCAGCCCAGCCCCCGGCCAUGUGGGACCCUCGCGGGGCUGAGGCGUGCGCGGCGGCGCUCGGGGGCGCGCUCUUGCUGCUGCUUUUCGCGCUGGGCGUCCGCCAGCUGCUGAAGCAGAGGCGGCCGGCCGGCUUCCCCCCGGGGCCGUCGGGGCUGCCCUUUAUCGGCAACAUCUACUCGCUGGCCGCCUCAGCCGAGCUCCCGCACGUCUACAUGAGAAAGCAGAGCCAGGCGUACGGCGAGAUCUUCAGUUUAGAUCUUGGAGGUAUAUCAACUGUGGUUCUAAAUGGCUAUGAUGUAGUGAAGGAGUGCCUUGUUCAUCAAAGUGAAAUUUUUGCAGACAGACCAUGUCUUCCUUUAUUCAAGAAGAUGACAAAAAUGGGAGGCUUACUCAAUGCCAGAUAUGGCCGAGGAUGGGUUGAUCACAGAAGAUUAGCUGUAAACAGCUUUCGCUAUUUUGGAUAUGGCCAAAAGUCUUUUGAAUCUAAAAUCUUAGAAGAAACCAAAUUUUUCAUUGAUGCUGUUGAAACAUACAAAGGUAGACCGUUUGACUUUAAACAAUUAAUAACAAAUGCUGUUUCAAACAUAACCAAUCUGAUCAUUUUUGGAGAACGAUUCACCUAUGAAGAUACUGAUUUUCAGCACAUGAUUGAGUUAUUUAGUGAAAAUGUGGAGCUAGCUGCCAGUGCCUCAGUCUUCCUGUAUAAUGCCUUUCCAUGGAUUGGCAUCUUACCUUUUGGAAAACUUCAACAGCUGUUUAGAAAUGCAGAUGUGGUCUAUGAGUUUCUCUCCAGGCUUAUUGAAAAAGUUUCUGUCAACAGAAAGCCUCAGUUACCUCAGCAUUUUGUUGAUGCUUAUUUAGAUGAGAUGGAUCAAGGUCAAAAUGACCCGUCAUCUACUUUCUCCAAAGAAAACCUCAUUUUCUCCGUGGGUGAGCUCAUCAUUGCUGGAACUGAAACUACAACCAAUGUGCUACGGUGGGCUAUUCUUUUCAUGGCCCUUUAUCCUAACAUUCAAGGACAAGUUCAGAAAGAGAUCGAUUUAAUUAUGGGACCCAGUGGGAAGCCAUCUUGGGACGACAAAUGCAAAAUGCCUUAUACUGAGGCAGUUUUGCACGAAGUUUUAAGAUUCUGUAAUAUAGUGCCAUUAGGGAUCUUCCAUGCAACCUCUGAAGAUACAGUUGUACGUGGUUAUUCCAUCCCUAAAGGCACAACAGUAAUUACAAACCUUUAUUCUGUACACUUUGAUGAAAAGUACUGGAGAGACCCAGAAAUAUUCUAUCCUGAGCGAUUUUUGGACAGCAGUGGAUAUUUUGCCAAGAAGGAAGCUUUCAUUCCUUUCUCCUUAGGGAGAAGACAUUGUCUUGGAGAACAGCUGGCUCGGAUGGAAAUGUUCCUGUUUUUUACAGCAUUGCUUCAGCGGUUUCACUUGCAUUUUCCGCAUGAACUGGUUCCAAAUCUGAAACCCAGGUUAGGCAUGACACUGCAACCCCAGGCCUACCUCAUCUGUGCAGAAAGACGCUGAAAGCGCCUGGCUGUUUUGUGGAACAAGGCUGUAUGUUCGCCUCACCCUUGAACCUUGUUUAAUCACUGUGUGUGUUUUGACAAAAGUCACAGCAUCAUAAAGCCAAAUGAACACAGAUGUGUCUUUAAAAAUCAUACUAACACAGUAAGCAUUAGCUAUGAUUUUUUUCAAGCUUUUAUGACUUCUAAGGUAGAAUUAUCUGUUGAGGAAAACAAAGGCUCAAUGACAGGUAUUGCUAAGAAGGGCCAUUGAUGUCCUAAGCAGAGCCUGAUUUUUCAGCCUCUUAUUAAGUACCAGGUACCUCCCAUCCCUUCCUGACUCCGUCUUGCUCCUGUUCUGGGGGCUUUGCUUCCAAAUCCCAAUGCCAGCUCCCUUCUGGUCUGGUACUAGUUCAGUUUAUUAGAGGACUAAAGGAGAAAUUAGAACCUAAAUAAAUGAGUUUGGACUACAGAGGUAUUGUAGACAUAGUGGCAGAUGAUAGAAGAAAUAUCUAUAUUUUAAUGUAGAACCUACCAGUGCUUUCAAAUCUUGCUCCCUUCUAUGUCUUCAUAAGAAUUAUGUCAUGUUUCCUAUAAAUGAGGGACUCAGUGACCCCUGAGUAUCUGUCCCCGUAGCAGCAGUUCAUUAGGUAGGAAAUUACAAUUAUAUAUUUAAAAUAAAAAUGACAUGUAACUAUUAAUUCUUUGUAGGCACGGACAUUUUGUCUAGUACCACUCUUUUCCAAAACCAGUCACAGGGUUUAAAGAUUGAAUCCUUUUACCUUUGUGAAGUCUCUGGGAAUUUCCUUCCAUUACUGUUAUUUUUCUAAAUAUAAUACUAUUCAAAUCAAAAGAAACAUGCUUUAGAUCCAGAGUAAUUGUAUAAAUUGGGACGCUUGAGAGUGAUGGGCUUGUAUUAAUAAUUAUGCCAGGAAAUCAAGUGUAAACUGUGACUGUCCUGAUCAAACUGGUGUGCAUGUCCAACUAUUUAUUGUUUUUUUUACAUUAUUUCUUCUAAAGUUUUACAUUAAGAUUCAUGCUCUUGUAACUUGGCUCAUGAAUAGUCACAGCCUCAGAGUAAAUGCACAUAACAAUGACUUCUGUUAAGAAUAUCAA
Molecule: messenger RNA, 3634 nt
Organism: Equus caballus (horse)
Lineage: Eukaryota; Metazoa; Chordata; Mammalia; Perissodactyla; Equidae
Gene: CYP2R1
Product: cytochrome P450 family 2 subfamily R member 1
Biological process (GO): xenobiotic metabolic process
Cellular component (GO): intracellular membrane-bounded organelle; cytoplasm
Molecular function (GO): heme binding; iron ion binding; oxidoreductase activity, acting on paired donors, with incorporation or reduction of molecular oxygen, reduced flavin or flavoprotein as one donor, and incorporation of one atom of oxygen
Source: RefSeq, a predicted model, not a curated record